AUGGCCGAUACCAGCACGGAUUUAUUUUCACAUUCGCUUCCCACCAUGGAUUCCAAAGACGGGAAUAACCAAAGGAGCCCCCAUCAUGAUGACAUUAAGGAGUCCAGAUUCGAGGCCAUGAAUUCGAUGGCGUCUUCAGACCAUCAAGUCAAUACCAACAUUGCCAAAGAAAACGAUGAUGGAGAAAUCAACAAUGAACAAGGAGAUACUGAUGACAUUAGUGUCCAUCGACAUACUGGUUGA
Messenger RNA from Seminavis robusta, 243 nucleotides. The record is from the annotation of a GenBank genome assembly. Lineage: Eukaryota; Bacillariophyta; Bacillariophyceae; Naviculales; Naviculaceae.